UUGAACCAUGUAAACCAGGCUUAAUGGACGAAACUCGGUGAUCAUCUUGAUGCGCGCAGUCAGCCAGCCUAGUGUGUGAUAAUUGUGUUAGUGGAGUUUUUCUCGAUCUCGCUGGUGAUUGUUAAUUGGGGCUCGUGGAGAGCUACUGGAAGAAAAUAGCAUAGCUGCUAGCUAAGUCAGGAAAAUAAAGUGAAUAAUCGGAAGGCAAGGGCUCAGAAAGUGAAUACAUUUUUGGGGAAGUUUUUGUGUCGUGAGGAAACCAGGAGAAAAUGAAUGAAAUCGAUGCCUUACGAGCCGAGGCGGAGCAGUUGAAAAAUGCCAUUCGUGAUGCACGGAAGGCAGCUUGUGACACAUCAAUCCUUGCGGCCACCAGUCAGUUGGAGGCCGUUGGGCGGAUCCAGCUGCGAACCAGACGUACCCUGCGGGGUCACUUGGCCAAGAUCUACGCCAUGCACUGGGGUAGUGACUCUCGGUAUCUGGUGUCUGCGUCACAGGACGGAAAGCUGAUAGUAUGGGAUUCACACACCACCAACAAGGUUCACGCGAUUCCGCUGCGAUCUUCCUGGGUAAUGACGUGUGCGUACGCUCCGUCCGGGAAUUACGUUGCUUGCGGUGGUUUGGAUAACAUUUGUUCCAUAUACAAUCUCAAAACUCGCGAGGGCAAUGUCCGGAUUGCUCGGGAACUGGGAGGCCACACCGGAUACCUUUCAUGUUGCAGAUUCCUGGAUGAUAAUCAAAUCGUCACCAGCUCCGGCGAUAUGUCCUGUGCCCUGUGGGACAUCGAAACCGGCCAGCAAUCUACGUCCUUCCAAGGUCACACCGGUGAUGUGAUGGCCCUUUCGCUAGCCCCCCAAAGUAAGACGUUUGUCUCCGGUGCCUGCGACGCCACUGCCAAACUGUGGGACAUUCGCGAGGGUCAGUGCAAGCAAACAUUCCCGGGCCACGAGAGCGACAUCAAUGCCGUAGCGUUCUUCCCGAGUGGUCAGGCUUUCGCCACCGGUUCCGACGAUGCCACCUGCCGGUUGUUCGACAUUCGUGCCGAUCAGGAACUGGCCAUGUACUCGCACGAUAACAUCAUCUGUGGUAUCACUUCGGUAGCAUUCUCCAAAUCUGGUCGACUGCUGUUGGCCGGGUACGAUGACUUCAACUGCAACGUGUGGGACACGAUGAAGGCGGAACGGGCAGGAAUUCUGGCUGGACACGAUAACCGGGUGUCGUGCUUAGGGGUGACGGAGAAUGGAAUGGCAGUGGCAACCGGUUCAUGGGAUUCUUUCCUGCGUGUGUGGAACUAGGUAAGUGAUUUUUUUUAAAUUUAUUUAUGA
Aedes albopictus (Asian tiger mosquito) is the source of this 1322-nucleotide messenger RNA. RefSeq names its product guanine nucleotide-binding protein subunit beta-1. The record is from RefSeq and is a predicted model, not a curated record. The transcript has a single exon. Gene Ontology annotation, cellular component: cytoplasm; heterotrimeric G-protein complex. Gene Ontology annotation, biological process: G protein-coupled receptor signaling pathway. Bases 270 to 1292 code for a protein of 340 amino acids. NCBI's taxonomy places the organism in Eukaryota, Metazoa, Arthropoda, Insecta, Diptera, Culicidae. Gene Ontology annotation, molecular function: protein binding; signaling receptor complex adaptor activity.